Messenger RNA from Pocillopora meandrina, 1710 nucleotides. The record is from the annotation of a GenBank genome assembly. NCBI's taxonomy places the organism in Eukaryota, Metazoa, Cnidaria, Anthozoa, Scleractinia, Pocilloporidae.
CAGGGGCGUCUCCCUGUAAAAUGGACUGCCAUUGAGGCGUUGCUUUACGGAAAAUAUUCUACCAGGAGUGAUGUGUGAGUACAAGGAAGACAUAACACUGCAGUUAAACUCAAUGAGAAUGGUUUUGUAUGAAAUUUGUUCAGGUCUGCAAAAAGUUACUUGGUUACUUUUGUAUUUUGGUCUUCUUAUUUUGCUGGUGUGAGGUCAUCUCAGUGAGGAGUAGUUAUCCUCAUUUUUCAUGGUUAGUGACCAGGGAUCAAUUCCUAUGACCCUGUGCAUAUGUCCCUCCCCACCCCAUUCGCCCUACCCUUUAAAACCAAAGAUGUUUCAAUUAAAUUUUUUUUGCAGGAAAGAAAUUUUAUUGCUUUAAAUUUAUCCCGUUUGUUUUACAAGUGGAGUUACGGAGUUCUCCUCUUUGAGAUUUUCACGAUUGGCAAGUUACUAGGCAGAUUGCCAGUCCAGUCAUUUUAGCCUCAGUAAUUGGGGGGACACGAAGUCAUGAAGUAAGCAGGGUGUACCAGUCUCUGUAGAAUUGGCUUUUGGUCAUACCAAGUCGCUGGCCUUAGCCGGAAAAAAUUGUUAAUGGAAAUACAUCUGUAGAGCUUUUCAUUUUAGAAGAUACAAACAUUACCUGCUCUAUUCAGGUGGUUCACCGUAUCCAAGGAUGGAUGGAAGAAAAAUUGCAAACUUACUUCAAGAGGGAUACAGAAUGCCUAAACCACAACAUGUGGAUGAUAAGUUGUAUGACAGUAUCUUAUUAUUGUUUCUUGAUGGCUUUUAUCGUACAGUAGUAUUUGUACCGCUUUUUGUUCGAGUUUCAUGUGCGCCUCAAGAUAAAACCAUCUUUACUUAUUGAACCAGCCUAACGAAGGGAAAUGAAACACCAUCACCAGUUGAUUUCUUUUGUAUAAAUCUUUUGUCCUCUGUUAUAACAAGAUGGAAUUAUAAGACCAAAAUGAUUUUUGAACCGUUUCUAAUAAAACUUUCUUAUGACGUCCUUUUAGAUAUGACUUUAUGACAAAAUGUUGGAAAGACGACCCUAACUUGAGACCAUCUUUUGAGAAGUUGAGAAACAAACUCAAAGAAAUGGAAAACCAGCACAAGGUAGAAUGGUAGAGUUUACAAACAGACUCUCUGUGUUCUUUUUUCCCUUUCAAAGUUUGAUUGUUAGAAUCUAUCACCAUCAACUUAACUUGAUAACGGCGGCACCAUGAAUGCUUGCAAGCGUAGUUUAUGACUUCAAUUUAUUUAGCUUUUCGAGCAAUUUUCAAUUGAGAUUCGAAAGUGCAAAUCGAAAGUAAAAACUAAAACUAAUCCCAGCUUGAUCACACGCGUUUUUCCGCGCUUCAAGGAGGAUGCCAGAUCCUACUUUAAGUUCUCAUUGGUUAAUGUUGAUGUUAACCUUUGUUCUCAUUGAUAGUUGUGAAUACUUUGGGUUUGGUUUUUCAAGGGUUAGGCUUAGGGUUAGUUGAUUCUCGAUGAUUAAUAUAAGACUUCACUAUCUAAAAUUAAUUGUAACAGCAAUAUGCUCUCUUUCUGGGUAAAAAAAUGAAGGAACUCUCGAAAGCUUAACAGAGUAUAGCAUAAUUUAUACUCGUUUUUCAUAUUUUUUCGUAUGCCUUUUGUUUUUUGUUUUUUUUACAGGGGCUGAUAAACUUAAAAAAUUACGAUGAUCGACUCUAUGUUAAUGUUGACGAUCUUGCCGUGUGA